Molecule: messenger RNA, 213 nt
Organism: Knipowitschia caucasica
Lineage: Eukaryota; Metazoa; Chordata; Actinopteri; Gobiiformes; Gobiidae
Source: the annotation of a GenBank genome assembly
AUGUUAUGUCUGAAGGGAAAUGACUUCUUGGAGGAGUCUCCGUACGAACCGGUCAACAGCAGACUCUCGGACAUAUUCCGGUUAGCCCCCAUCCUGGAAGGAGAUGGCCUCAGCCCAGAGCCCACUGGGUGGCCCUUCACUGACCCCCAGGACCAAAGUAGGAACAGAAGAGCUCACCCCAACUGGGCCAUUCUGGGGUUUGGUGAAGUUUGA